This is a messenger RNA of Thamnophis sirtalis, 1092 nucleotides long. Lineage: Eukaryota; Metazoa; Chordata; Lepidosauria; Squamata; Natricidae. The record is from RefSeq and is a predicted model, not a curated record.
AUGGAUGACUGGAGCAGCAGUAACAAACUCAUACAGAAGCUGGAUUUUUCCAGAUGUGGAGAAGACAGUGAGAUGGAAGAGGAUGAUGGUUUAAGAGUGGAAGAUGUGAAGCAUGUCACUCCACAGAAAAAUUUUGAGUUUCAGAACUGGAGAACGCAUUCUCCUUUCCCAGUGACCCCUCAAAGACAAUUGAACGAUUGCUCUCCAGCACACCCAGUUUCUUGGGUGAAUCCUCUGAGGGGAUGUAGGGAUUCUUUGCGAAAGAAAACUGUCCCUUUGGAAGAUUAUCCUGGAACUCCUUUGCAUUAUGUUACCUGGCAGAAGCUGCAACUCUGUGAUACCCCGAAUACUCCAAAGAGUCUCUUAAGUAAGACAACUUUCCCUUCACCUGUGGGGAAAUUUCCCUCCAAAGGGAUGAGGAACUUGCGAUUCACUUCCUGUUCUGACCCAGAGGAGGCUUCUUCGACUACUUUGGUUAAUAUUAAUCCAUUUACACCCGAAUCGUAUCGACAGAUGGUCUUCCACCCCAGCGGCAAGAGGAAAGCCAGAGGGGAGUCAGAGGAUUCCAACCAAACAGAUGGAACAAUGGAGCUGGGAAUGCCUGCCAAGAGAUUCCUCUUGCGUGAGAGCAACAUGGUUUCCCGCUACAAGAAGGAAUUCCUAGAGCUGGAGAAGAUUGGUGUGGGUGAAUUUGGUUCUGUUUAUAAGUGCAUCAAAAGACUGGAUGGUUGUGUCUAUGCCAUCAAACGCUCAAAGAAACCCCUUGCUGGGUCCUCAGAUGAUCCUGGGAACUUCUGGAUGCUCCCAUUCAAGAAUCAUCUGGACUGUUUAGCUUUUUCCAAGCUUCAGGAACAGCUCAAUGUGGAGAAAUUCAAAACUGCUAUGCUGGAAAGAGAGCUGAGAGCAGCCCGGAUUGCCCAGGCCUUUCAAAAGGAUCCAUCUUUAGAACGGACCAGAGCACAAGAAUCUGGAAUCGGUUUAAGGCACAAGAACACCAAGAAGCGUCUGGUUGGAGGAAAAAAUGCUCGAUCUUUUAGUUUUACCGCUACUGGCUAUCAAGGAUCAGGCUAUGCUAGUCACUCAAGUAACUGA